Molecule: messenger RNA, 1718 nt
Organism: Rhincodon typus (whale shark)
Lineage: Eukaryota; Metazoa; Chordata; Chondrichthyes; Orectolobiformes; Rhincodontidae
Gene: drc5
Product: t-complex-associated-testis-expressed 1
Exons: 3
Coding region: 170-1570 (466 amino acids)
Molecular function (GO): protein binding
Source: RefSeq, a predicted model, not a curated record
UCAGAGAGAGAGAGGGACUGUGGUUAGACAGACAGAGAGAGAGAGUGUGAGAGGGCGAGGCACUGACUGAGACACAGGUCCCUGUCAGACAGGUCACCAUGUUUUGAUCAUUGUUUCUGUGCCUGUCCAGGUGUCUUGGAUUGCUCUAACCCCGUGUGCAGACGUUACCAUGAACUCAGUUAUGAACAUCAAUCCUUGGGCCACGAAGUUCUCAGGUCCCAAUCCCGCUGCAGACCCCCGGAGAAUGAGGAGAAUCAUUGCAGAGGAUCCUGAGUGGUCCCUGGCCACAGUCCCGCUUCUCUCUGACUUGUGCAUCAAUCAUAUUGUGGCAAACUUUGCUGAGCAUCCCCUUUUGAUGCAACUUCAGGAGAAAGACAGACGCAAAGUGUUGGCCAAGAUUUCUACCAAUAUCCCACUAAAAGUGACAGCGAACCUGAUCAGUGAUGAAGGUUAUUGGAAACGGUGUUGCCUUGAAUGCUGGGAGGUCUGUGACAUCUCCAGCUAUGGAAACAGCUGGAAGAGAAUGUUCUUUGAACGUCUGCUGAAAAACAUCAUUGAGUUCUUUGUCCCCGACACCACCGAUGUAAAGGUGGUCCUGGACCUGGUGCCGCUCUGCAGAAACUAUGUGAAGACGUUAGAUGUUGCCCAGCUACUUCCUCCUGUCAAGCAAUCCUCUGAGGCAAUGGACGAUGACUCUUCAGAUGCUGGCAGUGAUAGUGAUGUGAUUGGACCUUCAGUAGAUCACUUCGACUUCAGCAUCUUGCUUAGCAAACUCAUCAAUCUUGAAGAGCUCCAUGUGACCUAUGGGGUCAAGGACUGUGGGAUGAAUUUUGAAUGGAACAUCUUUCAAUUCACUUACCGAGACUGCUUCUCGCUGGCAAAGGCUAUCAAUUCUUGCAAGACCUUGAAGGUGCUCAAACUCCCUCGAAACAGAAUUGAUGAUGAGAAACUGCGAGUGUUGGUGAAGUACAUGCUGAACCAUCCUUCACUGAUAGAACUGGACUUGUCACACAACUUGAUCCAGGACAAUGGGGCAAAGGUCCUGGCCAAGCUUCUGCACAAGACUAAACUGGAAAAAGUCAAUCUGUGUAACAACCGCAUCUCAGCUUAUGGAGCUAAAGCCAUCUCCUACAAAGUCAGGCGUUUCUCAACCCUCAAAUCCAUCAACUUUUGUCUCAAUCAAAUCGGGGAUGAAGGGGGAGAGGCCUUAGGCAGAGCGCUUGUGAAAUCCUCAGUGGAAGACAUCAACUUGUCAUGCAAUGAGCUGACGGAGCCUGUGGCCGUGGUCUUCUCUGAACUCCUGACAAAAAACCACACCCUAAAAUCCAUUGACCUGUCAUGUAAUAAUUUAGGCCUGGAAGGAGGAAGGCAGCUACAAGAGGGAAUGUCAAUGAAUAAGACUGUAAUGGAGUUUGACCUGCGGCUGACAGAUAUUGGCCAGGAGAAUGAAUAUGCCAUCAACCAAAUCCUACACAAUAACCGCGAGAGGGUAAGGAAUGCCAUCUGCCGCCCAUUUAAGGCCAUCAAAGCCAGUGAGGUUGCAUCAGACCACUACCUAGCAGAGGACUGAAUCCACAACACCCUUCCUUGGCAUAAAUCACCCACUCAUUCCACUGUGCUCUGCUGUGAGUCAGUACUAAAAGUUCACAUUGUUGGACGGUUUUGUAUUAAAUAAAGCAAAACUAUUUUUAUAGUGUUCCAAAAUAAAUCUAUAGUUU